Molecule: messenger RNA, 7347 nt
Organism: Chelmon rostratus (copperband butterflyfish)
Lineage: Eukaryota; Metazoa; Chordata; Actinopteri; Chaetodontiformes; Chaetodontidae
Product: kinesin-like protein KIF13B
Exons: 41
Coding region: 185-6295 (2036 amino acids)
Biological process (GO): microtubule-based movement; regulation of protein localization
Cellular component (GO): adherens junction
Molecular function (GO): ATP binding; microtubule binding; microtubule motor activity
Source: RefSeq, a predicted model, not a curated record
GUUGACAUGGCUUGACUGGUCUCUGUGGGAAGUUUCAGGAAAUGCAACAGGUGGAAGACCGGAGGGAAUGAACUGAGUACUCUCUCGUUAGCGUCCCCGGCUAGCUGCUGUAUGUUCUUGAAGGUGCCUGUGGGCGUCGGACAGGGAAACAACUGCGCAGUCUUUCACACGGUCAGGUGGCACCAUGGAUGACAACAGCCUCAACGUCUCCAAUGUAAAGGUCGCCGUUCGCGUGCGACCCAUGAACAGGAGAGAAAAAGACCUCAAGACAAAAUGUGUGGUGGAGAUGGAGGGGAACCAGACAGUUCUGCAUCCAGCCAUCACUAACAUCAACAAAGGAGAUGCCCGGAGUCAGCCAAAGGUUUUUGCGUAUGACUACUGCUUCUGGUCAAUGGAUGAAUCCCAAAAGGACAAGUUUGCAGGUCAGGAUGUAGUGUUCCAGUGCCUUGGCGACAGUCUGCUCGACAACGCCUUCAUGGGCUACAAUGCCUGCAUCUUUGCUUAUGGACAGACAGGCUCUGGGAAGUCGUACACCAUGAUGGGUUCAGCGGAGCAGCCUGGUCUGAUCCCUCGGCUCUGCAGCUCCCUGUUCAGCAGGACUGCGCAGGAGGCCUGGGAAGGAGAGAGCUUCACUGUGGAGGUCUCCUACAUGGAGAUUUACAACGAGAAGGUCCGAGACCUGCUCGACCCCAAAGGAAGUCGACAGGCGCUGAGAGUGAGAGAACACAACGUUUUUGGGCCUUAUGUUGAUGGCCUGUCUCGCCUGGCUGUGGCCAGCUACAAGGACAUCGAGUCUCUGAUGUCAGAGGGAAAUAAAUCUCGCACAGUGGCAGCCACAAAUAUGAAUGAAGAGAGCAGCAGGUCCCACGCUGUGUUCAACAUCAUCCUCACACACACACUCAUGGACUUACAGUCCGGGACGAGUGGAGAGAAGGUGAGCAAGCUGAGUCUGGUGGAUCUGGCUGGCAGCGAGCGGGCCGCUAAGACUGGAGCGGCAGGGGAGCGGCUGAAAGAAGGCAGCAACAUCAAUAAGUCUCUCAGCACUCUGGGUUUAGUUAUCUCGGCCUUGGCUGACCAGGGAGCAGGGAAGAACAAGAACAAGUUUGUUCCUUACAGAGACUCUGUGCUCACCUGGCUGCUCAAGGAUAGUCUUGGAGGGAACAGCCGCACUGCCAUGGUGGCUACCAUCAGCCCCUCUGCAGACAACUAUGACGAGACGCUGUCCACCCUGCGCUACGCCGACAGGGCCAAGAGCAUCGUCAACCACGCCGUCGUCAACGAAGACCCCAACGCCAGGAUCAUCAGAGAGCUUCGAGAGGAAGUGGAAAAACUGAGGGAGCAGCUCACCGAGGCGGAGUCUAUGAAGGCCCCCGAGCUGAAGGAGAGGCUGGAGGAGUCUGAGAAGCUGAUCCAAGAAAUGACAGUCACCUGGGAGGAGAAGCUCAGGAAGACUGAGGCUAUUGCACAGGAGCGUCAGAGGCAGCUGGAGAGUCUGGGCAUUUCCUUGCAGUCUUCUGGAAUACGAGUGGUGGACGACAAGUGUUUCCUGGUGAACCUUAACGCUGACCCUGCCCUCAACGAGCUGCUGGUCUACUACCUGAAGGAGCACACACGUGUGGGCUCAGCCAACUCGCAGGACAUCCAGCUGUGUGGGAUGGCCAUCCAAGCUGAGCACUGUGUCAUCGACAUCACAGAGGGCAACGGCGUGGUGCUCAGUCCUCACCGCAAUGCUCGAACAUGUGUGAAUGGUGCUGCAGUGACCAGUCCAGUCCAGAUUCAUCACGGAGACCGAAUCCUGUGGGGAAACAACCACUUCUUCAGGAUCAGUCUGCCGAGGCAUAUGGUCCACGCGGGAGGUGAAGAUGAGGAGGGCGGUGCUGCAAUGAAGACGUGUUUGAGUACCGACCAGCUGGAGGUGGACGCGGAUGCGUCCAGCGACGUGUCGAGUGAGCUGAGCUUCGGCUAUGAGUUUGCCCAGGCCGAAGUCAUGAUGAAAGGCAUGGGCAACAACGAUCCCUUGCAGUCGGUAUUGCAGACCUUGGAGAGGCAGCACGAGGAGGAGAAGCGCUGCGCCCUGGAGCGGCAGAGGCAGAUGUACGAACUGGAGCUGCAGCAGCUCCGCCGCCGGCUGACUCCUGAGAAACCCUCCCACCUCCUGGACCCGACGGGCCUGCCGCCCAGUGCGGCGGCUGCUAUAACGUCUCCCAGCUCCCAAAAACGCAUGCGCCGCUGGAGCGAGGACAGAGAAGCAAUGAUGACUCGCAGCCUGCGGCGUCUGAAGGAGCAGAUUGUUCGGGCCAACCUGCUGGCACAGGAGGCCGGCUUCAUAGCCGAGGAGCUCAACAAGAGGACAGAGUACUUGGUCACUCUGCAGAUACCGGCUGCCAACCUGGAUGCCAACAGGAAGCGUGAUGCAGUACUGAGUGAACCGGCCAUCCAGGUUCGUCGUAAAGGUAAAGGGAAGCAGAUCUGGGCUCUGGAAAAGAUGGAGAACAGGCUGGUGGACAUGAGGGAGCUCUACCAGGAGUGGAAGGACUUUGAUGAGGACAAUCCUGUGAUGCGGUCUUAUUUCAAACGUGCCGACCCGUUCUUCGAUGAACAGGAGAACCACAGUCUGAUCGGUGUGGCCAACGUUUUCCUGGCCUGCCUGUUCCACGACGUCAAGCUGCAAUAUGCGGUGCCCAUCAUCAACCAGAAGGGAGAGGUGGCAGGUCGGCUACAUGUGGAAGUGUGGCGGGGUACAGAGGGCUCUGAGGAGGAUGGUGCAGGACAAUCUGACGAUCAGCAGAACAUCACAGACGGAGAUCCACAGGAGCGCAAGCUGCACUGUGUGGUGAAAAUCCUCCAGGCCAAUGGUCUGCCUCGCCACCUGUCCAACUUCGUCUUCUGUCAGUACCACUUCUGGGGCCAGGAGGAGCCGGUGUUCAUCGCUCCAGAGGUGGCGCCAUCCACCUCGUCCUCCACUUCCAGAGACCCUCACUGCACUGUGGUCUUUGACAGCGCAAAGGAGCUGUCGGUGCCGGUGUCGGAGGAGUUUGGGGAAUUUUUGGCCGAGGGGGCGGUGGGCAUUGAAGUGUACGGCCACAAGCAGGCCAACCAUCGCAGGAACCUGGCGCUGUGGGACCUCGGAGUGAUUCAAGCCAAGACCAGAUCCCUCAGAGAGAGGUGGAGCGAGGUAACCCGCCGGCUCGAGCUGUGGGUGCAGCUGAUGGAGCUGAAUGAGGCCGGAGAGUUCACGGCUGUAGAGGUUCUUCCUGCUAAAGACGUACGCACAGGAGGAAUCUUCCAGCUCCGACAGGGUCAGUCCCGUCGAGUCCAGGUGGAGGUGCGUUCAGUACCGGACUCAGGCACCAUGCCCCUCAUCACCGCCUCCAUCCUCUCUGUUACCAUCGGAGACGUCAAGAUCAGACAGAUGCGUCCCUCCAAAGGCAGCGAAUCACAAUGGGGCGGGGAUGAAGAAAUGGACAGCUACCAAGAGGAAGACCUGGAGAGGAUGAGGGAACAGUGGCUGGACACUCUCACUCAGAGGCAGGAGUAUCUGGAUCAGCAGCUACAGAAGAUAGUCUGCAAGCCAGAUAAGUCAGAGGACGAUGUAGAGAGGGAGUCCCAGCUGCUGGAGUGUCGGCUGACGCUCACCGAAGAACGCAACGCCGUUCUGGUGCCAUCGGCUGGCAGCGGCAUCCCUGGAGCGCCGGUGGAGAGGGUCCCUGUCCCUGGAAUGGAAACACACAUUCCUGUCCUGUUCCUGGAUCUCAGUGCUGAUGAUUUCCAGUCCAGUCUUUCAGCCCCAUUGGCCGGUGGGCUGGAUGCAUUACUUAGCGGGGAGGAGGAGGACGACUUCUUUGACCUUCAUAUUGUUAAACACUACGAUCCGGAGGUAAGGGUGGAGGCUUCCUGGGACUCCACAGUGCACGAGUGCCCCCAGCUGAGUCGCGUGGGGUCGGCCGACCAGAGGGUCUACCUGACAGUCAGGACGGUGGUUCAGCUGAGCCACCCGGCCCACAUGCAGGUGGUACUCAGGAAACGCAUCUGCGUCAACGUCACCGGGAGACAGGGUUUUGCUCAGAGCCUGCUGAAGAGGAUGUCUCACCGCAGCACCAUCCCCGGCUGCGGAGUCACCUUUGAAAUCGUUUCUAACAUCCCAGGGGACAUCCACGGUCCAGAGGACAGGGAGAUGCUGGCCAGGCUAGCUGCCAGCACUGAGGACGACCAAUCAGCCGACAGCGAGGCGGCCAUAGAGAAAUACCUCCGCAGCGUCCUGGCUGUGGAGAACAUCCUCACUCUGGACAGACUCAGACAGGAGGUGGCUGUGAGGGAACAGCUGGCAGUCAGAGGGAAAGCUCCCAGACGCUGUCUGAGCUCUCCAAACAUCAACCGGGGCUGGGAGAGCCAUCAGGACCUUUCUGUGGUGCCUCCUUCAUCUAGACGCACACUGCCCAGCUCCAUAUCCCAGAACCUGAACCCAGAGACCGUGCAUUUAGGCUUUGCUGCGUCUUAUCUCCCUCCAGUGAAGGCCGUACCCAAGCUGCUGAAGUCACUGCUUCCUGGUGGGAAGGAAGAUAGUAGAGACCAGACGGCUGUCCAUCAGCAGAGUUUGCCUCGCAUCAUGGUGCAGUCAGCCAGUGUUGAAGAGGGCAUGAGCGAACAGCAGCAGCCAGUACCGUUUGAAGAAGUCAUUCCUCCUGACCUCCGAACAGAGAGCCCCAGAUCCGUGCCCCUCCCACCACCAAUCAUCCCAGAGACAGAAGACUCCACCCCCAGCCCAGUGAGCGAAUCGUCAAGCGGAUACAUCUCGACUAGCAUAUCUACAGCAACACUGUCAGAAGUCUACACACUGAGCUGGGACCUGCCUCCGUCUACCAGCAGCAGAGCCGACAGCUUUGAGGCGGUACCAGAUGAAGAGGAGGAGGAGGACAAUAAAGUGACUCGUCCUGAAUCUUUUCUUGUGGACCAAUCAGAGCCUCAGGAGUCAUUGCUGGUUUUUGACAACAAGAUAGCUGAAGAGAGGACUGAUCCGCAGCCGUCCAAACCAGACAAUACUCCAUCAGAUUCAAACCUGAGUCAGCAAGAACCAAAUCUGUCUCCAUCAGUCCAGGUGAAGGAACAAGGGGAGCCUGAUUCAGCUGCAGAAUCAGACUUGCUAUGCCAGACCAAACAGGACUCAACAGCUGACCCUGUGGGAUCAGAACAAUUGGACAGUUUGGAGCCACUUAAAGAUUCAUUGUUAGUACAAGAGAAUGAAACCAAACAGACAGAAGUUUCACCAACAGAGCGCUCAAAACCAGAAACCCCGGUGACAGAAGAACUCGCUGGCACAGACAAGACAGAAGGCGAACUGUCAAUUCACUGCGAAACACAACCUUCCACAGAAGAAGACCAGUCUGAAACUAUAGUCCCUCAGCCACAGAAGCCCAAACCAGAACAAACAACCUUUGACAGUGAUCAAGAUCCAGCUCCAGACCUGAUCCCAGUUGCGUCUGUAGUCUGUGUUCCAGCCCCCGUGCAACCUGGAGAUCUGGUUCUUCAAGCAUCAUCCGAGGAAAAGGCCACUUCCGACGUCUCAAACCCAGAUGGCACCUCGCUCCCGACUUCAUCCUCCACCACUGAUGAAGUCCAACAGGAAGCAACUGCCACUUCAUCUACGAAAUCCACCACAGUUCCAGUUCCUCCUCUGUCCAGUGUUCAGCCUUCCAAACCUGAAGCCUCAGUGGCAAAUCCCUUCAAGAUCCAGAAAGUGAAGUCUUCAGACCUCAAGUCUUUUCAGCGUAUUCUGGGUGAGGAGGAGGAUAAACUUGCGCAGGUGGACCCGUCCAGCAGUCCUGGGACAGGUCUUAACCUCUCUGUGCCGAUGGAAAGCCUGGAAAUCAUCUCUGACUCUGAGGAAGGCGACGCAGCUGCUACUACUGUUCUUCCUGACUGGUUGAAAGAAGGGGAGUUCGUGACUGUGGGGACCAAUAAGAGCGGCACCGUCCGUUAUGUGGGACCCACAGACUUUGCAGAGGGUACCUGGGUGGGAGUGGAACUGGAAGUACCAGCAGGAAAGAAUGACGGUUCAGUAGGUGGCAAGCAGUACUUCCACUGUAACCCUGGUUACGGCGUACUGGUAAGGCCAGACAGGGUGAGCCGGGGUGGCGCUAAGCGUCGUCGCCAGCAGCAACAGCAAAAGCGCCGCAGUGCCAACCUAUCUGGGUCCAACCCCAACCUGGCAGCCCUUACCGCUCUGGCCAAAGGUGAAGGUGGUGGAGCAUCAACCGGCCGUAGCAGAGGAGAGAACCGCAAGUCAUGGAACACUUGAGAGGCUCAUUAUCUGGUAAGUGGCUAAUUGCUGGACACCCACUCAGCCACAUGCAGCAGCUGGUUGAUGUGAUUAUAGGGUGAGCUUUCAAGAAGAGUGACAAUAUAGUGUUUUAUUUAGUCAGACUUCACUGCACCUGGUCCUUUACUGUAAGUUGGGGUCAGCAUGGGAUGAGUCAGUCCACUCCUGUGUUGGGAGAGGAACUGUCCCACCCAUCAGAUGUUCAGUCAUGAUCUGUUAAAGGACCGUAUCCAUACCUAAUGUGCUUAGCAAUUGAAAACUGCAGAACAAUACUGAAUGUUUUAUCAGAAAAUGUGAAUGUUUUUUUUAUGUAUGUAGAUACAAAUAACAACCAUUUGUCUGUAACUGAUCUCAUUUUAAAUGAUGAAUGUCUCAUUUUGGUCACAACACCUUGAUGUGCUCAUAUUUCUACUGUUCAAAGUAAAUUAUGCAGCUGCAUGUUUGGAUUUCCAAGUAUUGUAAAUUGCUUGUACCUCUUGGUAUUGUUUGAUUGGAUGCUGGUAUUUUGUUCUUGUGCCUUGAAAUAUCACUGCCACUCAGAAAAUGUGCCUUAGUGAUAAACCACCAAAUUCUGUGCUGCUGGUAGGUUGAAAACCAUUCAGCUGGAGCCUCUUAUAGUUCUUGAAUGUGUAUUUGUACUGUUUUAGAAAAAAACUUGCACUUCCUUUUCUGACAAACUACUGAAAUUUUGAAACAUUUUUUAAUCAGCUGUCUCCAAGUAUGUCAAGAUUGUUUGGAAGUCACUUCAUUUUAAAAAGAGCUGAUGUGAGGCAGUUUUUAAUUUUUUUUCUGUAGCAAGUUUUUAAUUAUACUGUGUGUAUGGGAAGCUGUUGAUUUGUACAUGAUAUGGGUACUUGAGGAGUUGUGUUGGUUGCGUUUGGUAUUAAUGUUUGUCCAAGAUGUUUUGUACUUGUGCAUUCAAGUUGAUCGUUUGACUGCCUGACUGCUUAUUUAUUCAAAGAUGAAGACACAAUAUUAAUAAUGAAAGGCAAAAUCAACUUUUUGUAUUGUUCAAUAAAUUUCAUUCUGCU